Erinaceus europaeus (western European hedgehog) is the source of this 4767-nucleotide messenger RNA. It is a transcript of the gene LAX1, whose product is annotated as lymphocyte transmembrane adaptor 1. The transcript has 6 exons. The record is from RefSeq and is a predicted model, not a curated record. Gene Ontology annotation, biological process: lymphocyte activation; antigen receptor-mediated signaling pathway; negative regulation of T cell activation. Bases 261 to 1523 code for a protein of 420 amino acids. NCBI's taxonomy places the organism in Eukaryota, Metazoa, Chordata, Mammalia, Eulipotyphla, Erinaceidae. Gene Ontology annotation, cellular component: plasma membrane.
CUGUGUCGUUGGGGCUUGGGGAAAGAUAAGUGUCUCAAGGAGGCUCUCUCAGGCCUCUUGGCACUCUCUCCCUCUGGGACCCUCACACUUUCACCAGAAGGCAGAGACCACAUCACUUCCUGAGCACAUCACUUGGAGACCAGUUCCUCACAGGCAUGAACUCGGAAUGGGCCAUGUAGCCACAUCCAGUCCUAUCUCCCAAGAGAAGACUCUAGAAGGAGAAGCUGAAGUCAGAGAGCAUCUCAGAGGUCGCUGUGACAAUGGCUGUGACCACCCCAGCACUUUCAGAAAUCAGAGGGAAAACCUCCGAGCCCAGUAGUCUACAGGGAGCUGGUAGCAACCUGGACAGAAACCAAGACUGGAGCAGCAGCAUUAUUCCUGGGUUUUUGGGGCUCCUGACCCUGCUCCUGUUUGUUGCGGUGUUCUGUGUCCUGUGGAACCGGAAUAGACGCAAGAAGCGACAAGUUCCUUACUACAGAGUUACUGCUGCACCCUUGACUAGUCGGCUUCCGCCAAGGCCAAGAGCCAAAAAUAUUUAUGACCUCUUGCCUCGGAGGCAAGAAGAGUCAGGCAGACACCAGCCAAGGAGUACCCGUGUUUUUAGCACUGAGAACCUGCUCUCCAGAAAUUCUGAUGGCCCUUUCUCUGAACUAGCGGUGUCCCACUCGGACAGUGCCCUCCAGGUACACAGAGACAACAUGCAUGCCCGGAGCUACUCAGUAGACAUCUAUGACAAUGCCCUGGAGGCCCAGAUGCCCUCUGCACACUACAUCAAUGUCAGUGCUCCCAGAGGACACUCCAGCACUUCGUCAGAGGAUUCCAGAGACUACAUCAAUAUACCCACAGCAGAAGUGACUGCUGAGACUUAUAGCAGCAGUCCUCUUGGGAAUCUCUUUGUCCUCCCCAGUGCCCAGCAGCUGGAGUUCACUGAGGAAAGAGGCCAGGAUGCUGAGGAUGCUGAGAACUGCACCAAAUACUGGCCUCUGGAAACUGGGAGUAGCGAUCCACUCAGCGAUGGGGAGCUUUCCUCUCAGACUUCAAAUGACUAUGUCAACAUGGCAGGGAUAGACCUUGGGGUCACCCAGGGAGACCAGCCCGGUGGAGACUAUGAAAAUAUCCUACCAGCAGAUCUCAAAGGAAAACAGCAGCAGGGGGAGGAAGAGGCGACACCAUCAACGGACCAUGUUGAAGGCAGGACAGGCCAUCCAGAGGCACACAUCCAACUUGUCACACAGUCAGGAACUUCCAUGGAUUUAGAGGAUUAUGUGAGCCGUCAGCCAGCUGUACAGAAUGAGAAGCAACAGAUGAACCCUGGAGAAGAAACAUCACAUGGGGACUGCAAUGAUUAUGAGAAUAUGCUAGUUGCCGAGUUAGGAGACAUGAAUUCUGAACAAGGGCUGGGCCCUCAGCUCUUUCCUGAAGAAUUAAGUCCCAGCCACCCAGAUGGAACAUCACUUGUAAUGACCCAUCCUUCCAGUUCCAUAGUCACUACGCUUCACUGCACUUCAUGUGAAGACCCUUGACUACCCUCAUAUUCCAGAGCAUUUGUUUGUAUAAGUUCAAGAGAGGCCAAGAUGAGCUGGGAGCUGAGAGGCUAACCAAAGAGGAUAACUAGUAAGGCCCAGAAAGGACUUCUCCUCAAGCAGAUGGCUCCUGUCCAGUCUUUCAGCCUGAGAAGGUUUGCUAAGAAUGCUUUGUGGGACAGUCAGGGGGAACAUGAGCUGCAUGUCAGUGCAUAGUGGAAAUAGAAAGUCAUCUAAAGUGGUCACUCCCGCUAAUACCAGCAGGCUUCAGAGCAAGCAUACAGAUGCUUUUGUAAUCCCAACAGAGGCCAAGAGGAAGGGAGAAGUCAGACUGGGGGUAGAGGAGCAUUUUAACUUCUAAAAAGAAUGUGGAUGAUCCCAUGUCAGAGAAGAUGCAGGACAGGAAGGCUCACACAUAGCCAGUGAGAACACAAAGCACAGUCACAGUCACCACCUUUGGAAAGCUGGUGAUUUCUUGUGAGCAGACACUUGUACUAUAGUCCCAUCAGUCUACUAUUUAGGUCUUGGCCCAAGUGAAUUGAGAACUAGGAUUCAGGAGCCAGGUGGUGACACACCUGGUUAAACACACACAUUACAGCAUGCAAGGGCCCAGGUUCAAGCCCCUGGUCCCCACCUGCAGGGGGAAAGCUUCAUGAGUGGUGAAGCUGGGCUGCAAGUGUCUCUCAGUGUCCCUCCCUCUCUAUCUCCUCCUUCUCCCUCAACUUCGCUAUGUCUCUAUCCAAUGAGAAAUAAAUAAAAAUAUUUAAGAGAGAGAGAACUAAGAAUCACAUUAAAACCUACACCUGGCUGUCUAUCGGCUUUGUUCAUAAUUGCCAACAUCUAGAAAUAUCUCAGCUGUCCUUCAACAAGUGAACAGGUCAACAAGCUAUGUCCUACCCAUACAGUGAGUUUCUCCAUCCUCUACAGCAAAAACAAAGGAGCUCUCUAGUGGUUCGUGUAGCCAUAGUCAAAUCUUAAGUGUUUUUACUAAAGGCAUGUGGCUUCACAUAAAUAUUUCAUGAUUCCAUUUACAUGACAGUCUGGAAAAGAUAAUACUAUAGGAAGGAAUGAGAAACAGAUCAGCAGCUGCCAGGUUUGGUGGGAAAGGAGGAGCUUAGUGCAAGGGAGUUUAUAAUAUAUGGUAUUGUGGUGAUGCAUGUAUGACUCCAUAGUUGUCAAAACACACACAGCUAUAUAACAUAAAGAGUAACUUAUUACAUGCAAGUUUUAAAAAUAAUAGUAAUAACCAGGAUUCCAGGAAAUCUGUUAAACUCCUGCAGACUUUAACAAAUGAAUCAUAAAUGGAGAUAAUGGCACUGAAAAGGUGGGGAAGAACUGGCCUCCUUAACCUUGGGAAGUAAUGUUUCUACUUAACAGGCAAAGAACUACACACAGCUGUCAACAAAAUGCUUCCCAGCUAGUAAAUGUGUAUAGUAUAUGCAUAAACAUUAGCAAUUCUGGUUUUUUUGUUUUGUUUUGUUUUUUGGUUUUUUUUUUGCUAGAGCACUGCUCAGCUCUGGUUUAUAGUGGUGCAAGGGAUUAAACCUGGGACUUUGGGGACUCAGGCAGAAGAGUCUCUUUGCAUAACCAGUAUGCUAUCUAUCCCCACCCCAGCAAUUCUGAAACUAUUUACAUAUUAUAGUAAAGGAGAGGCAGGUUUCUGGUCAGAGGAAAAAAACAUCACAAUCAAGUGGGGAAGGCAACAAUGAACUCUGUGAUGCUAACUUAAAAUCAGAAGGACAAUUUGGACUCAUGUUUAUUUUAUCAUAAAUGUGGAUACAGAAAUAAAUAUAGAAGUGUAGCUACAUAAGCUCUGUGACACUUGUUACCUACCUCUGUGCAAAGGAGGGUCUAGAAACAAUAACUGAUUGGUUUCUAACUAAAAGGAAGCUCUCCAAUAAAACAAAGCAGAGUUCCUUGAUGAAAUGUCUACUUCUUGAACUAAAGCAGGGAAAACACUUAAUGAUCUUAUAGAAAAGAAAGAAAGAGGGCAGGAACAGGGGAAGACAAUAUGGGGGAGGGGGAAUAAAAGACAAAUGCUGACUGGGAGAUAGGAUAGUGUUAUUCAAAGGAUUUUCACACCUGAGUCUCUGGGGUCCCAGGUUGAAUCCCCAGCAUACCACAAGCCAGAGCUGAGCAGUGCUCUGGUAUCGAUUGAUAGAUAAAUAAAUUUAUCAAAAAAAAGAAAGAACAAGAAAAGAAAGGAAAGAAGGAAGGAGAGAGAUGAGAGCAUGUCUCCCAAAAACAAAGCAAAAAAAUUUUUUGAACAGUAAAAAAUAAACAAUUAUCUUACAGAUUUAUAAGUUAAAAAACAAAAGUAGUGUCCAUGAGUUUAUACCAAUGACCUGACAAAGAAGCAAAGUGGAGGGAGUGGUUAACUCUUCCUUACAGAUGACUUCCAGGUAGUUAUUGUAGGAGUGGUGUGGCAUCACCACCAAGACACCUCAAAAUCAUUGUGGGCAAGUCCUGAUGAGUGCUAAAAUUUGUGGGUGGGACUUGAAGGAGAAACAAGAUAGUUGUAAAAACUCACUCUUAAAUAUUGGUUCAUCACUGUGAUUUUCACAUGCAUCCACACAUUACUUGAUACUUCCCCCUGGAACUGUAUUCCUCUCCCCUUUGGUGUGGGCUGGCUUUAGUGUCUCUUUUCCAGUGAGGAAUGUGGAAAGGGGAGAAUAACAAAUUGACAGAGAAAAAUGGCCAACACCACCUGGUUCAGGUGCUUAAAUUUAAAUCGCCAGUCAUGUCACAGUGCAAUAUCAUCAAGAAAAACAGUAGUUCAUCUCUGUGAUGGCCUCCCCCCACCGCCAAAAAAAAAAAAAAAAAAAAAAAUCACAACCCCGGUCUUUUGAGAAAAUCCAAACUGACUAGCAGUCUACAGAUACCUAAAGCUUAAGGUGUCAAGUCAUAAAAGAUAAGGAAAGACUAAGAAACUGAAAGGUUGGAGGGACAACUCAGCGGACAUGAAAACGGAAUGCAAAGUAAUAGUUCAGGUCAGGUCCUGACAUAGAAAAAAGACAUGAGUAAGAGAAAUGUGCGUGUGCAUGUGUUUGUGUGCCUGUGUGUAUGUGACGGCUUACAUUUUAGUUAAUUGCACUAUGACAAUGUUCAUUUCUUAGUUCUGAUCAUCUUGCAUGGUUAUAUAAGAUGCUUAUGUUGAGGGGAGCUAGGUAAAGGCUAUACUGGUACUCUGUUCUCUAUAAUUCUUCCACAGAUUACUUCAAAAUAAAAAUAAUUACAGAAUGGA